Molecule: messenger RNA, 896 nt
Organism: Lolium perenne
Lineage: Eukaryota; Viridiplantae; Streptophyta; Magnoliopsida; Poales; Poaceae
Source: RefSeq, a predicted model, not a curated record
AUGGCGAUGGCUACUACAGGCAUGCUGGAUUGGUGUCCAUGCCUUCUCGGCGCUGGUGUCAAGGAAGGAGGAAGCAGCGUGGUGGCAAUUGUACCGUGGUCGAAGAUGAUGACCUGCUUGCGCUUGGUUGUAGUUCUUUCUGCUGCAGGGAUCUUCUCUAAAGCACCUGCCGCCGUCGACGCCUACGGCCCUUUUUUACACAGAUGCUGCAGUCCGCCGGCCCCGUGGAUACCUUUGGGUUUGGUUCAGCCCAGGAUAAGAACACGCCCGAGCGGAACGAGCGCCGCUCACUGGUUGCGGAGGUUGCGGUCGCCGGCGAGCCGAGAAGUUCCGGUUGCCGCAUCCUACUUUCCUUCCCGUCUGCAGCGCGGUGGGACGCGCUCCUGGUUGCCGGAGGUCCAGUACCCCAAGUCGCUGCACUCGCUGGGUAUCCCCGUGAGACAUAGGCCCAGGUACAGCCAGAUGAAUCGAGGAUCAUGUUUGAGAUCACUGAUUACAAUGGUUUGCAUUAACUUGAUUCAAAGGAUGAUGCUUCUCGUAUAAUGUUCCCAUUUUGUCACUUUAUCCACGGGAAAGCAUGCUACCCAAGAACCAAAGCUUGCCGCUUGCCGAGAGAAAAAUUUCAAUAUGGAGGAGGGCCGGGUCCCGUGGGGUCUGGUAAAUAAGUUGGCGUGGCUUGCAGUCCGUUUGCGGCUAGACAUGCGGACGUCACAGUAGAUUUGCGACAUGAAGACUGCAUCUGUUUGAUCUGAAUCAAGUCCCGAGUUCAGCUCGUGGCCCUGGGAAAUGCUUGUUGUUUCUUACCUGACAGGUGCAUGAAUCCUGUCUGUAAAAGUAUCCUUGUCGCUACUCGUGACUGUUGCUAUGUUUAUAUUGGAAGAAAGAAAAUGACUCUA